Molecule: messenger RNA, 1023 nt
Organism: Mycena indigotica
Lineage: Eukaryota; Fungi; Basidiomycota; Agaricomycetes; Agaricales; Mycenaceae
Exons: 2
Coding region: 13-1023 (336 amino acids)
Biological process (GO): regulation of cell cycle
Cellular component (GO): nucleus
Source: RefSeq, a predicted model, not a curated record
CUCGCAGAAAUAAUGAGCGACCAACAACGGGUGAUCCUUUCACUUACAUUGGUCGUCCAGACUUGCACUGCAGCAUUAACUGCUGAAAAAGCUUACGAGGAAUCCCAACACCCCCUUGCUAUUCUUCAUCGCGAUCUCGUUUCUCUACUUUCACUGCUUUAUGGUGCAGUCACAAAAGUCUCCCUCGCCCUGAAGCCAUCCAAGCCCACCUAUAGCGCUGCUCUUGCGCCUCUGAAAGACCUAUCUGAUCACUUAUCGGCAUUGUUUCACUGCUCUAGACACUUCAAUGACAGCCAUGGCGCAACUCUUAGACAAGAAAUUGACUUUCUCGUGAAAGACGCUAUGGAAGCGAUCCGUGCGCUUGCCCAGUGUUUUCUCGACAUUGAAUCGUCUGGAGUCCGUGUAGGCACUGGAAAAGCUGGCGAUGAAUACCUCGUUCGCACUGCCGCCUCGCACAACGUUCUGAAACGCGAUAUUUCCUCAACGAACCUUGUUGCUGUCCAAAAGCGUUGGAAAAUUUAUACCUCUUCCCUCGAGGACGUAUAUCGAGAAGUCGGAGAAAUGAUUGAGAAUGCGGACGCAUCAGAGGACCCAGACGAUGACCUGGAUGAUGGUUGGGACGAGCUUGGCCUACCGAAGGAUGAAAAACUUAACCCAGACGAGCUGGAACGUACAAAAAAGAUCUAUAUAAUGUUACGGCUACUUCAAGCGCUGCACAAGCGUAUCCUCGUUGAGAAUGUCUCAAAAUCGGAGGCGACCCUCGACGCGUUAGCUUCUACUUCGAGUGACUUACUCCGUGGCUGUGACGAUCUUGUUGCAACGCUCUAUUCGCCACAAGAUCCAGCUAAAAUCCAAAAGGAACUCACAGAGUUCCGCUCAAUCAUAUCUCGCCUCCAAUCAUCGCUUAAUCCACUCCAAGUACAAUUGGCGAAUCUAACUAUGGAGAGCAACGACACAAAGACCGGGCUUAAUACUCCUUUUGCCUUGAUUUAUAAAGCACUCGACUCCGUCAUCCAGCCAUAA